Bufo bufo (common toad) is the source of this 1281-nucleotide messenger RNA. Its product is annotated as olfactory receptor 1009-like. Lineage: Eukaryota; Metazoa; Chordata; Amphibia; Anura; Bufonidae. The transcript has a single exon. Gene Ontology annotation, cellular component: membrane. Gene Ontology annotation, biological process: G protein-coupled receptor signaling pathway. Gene Ontology annotation, molecular function: G protein-coupled receptor activity; olfactory receptor activity. The record is from RefSeq and is a predicted model, not a curated record. Bases 139 to 1116 code for a protein of 325 amino acids.
GACCCAGUCCUUAAUGGGUUAAUAUGUCUUACAAUGGGAAAAAAAUAAAAAAUAUGAAAAUGUGGAUUUUACUACAAAAUAAAGACAAAGCCAAUUUGAAUAAAUCAGUACUAAGUCUUUUAUCAUCUUCUCAAUGAGAUGCACUGUUCCAGCACAACCAUAUAUACAGCAUCAUACAUGGAAGACAGUAACCAAACAAUGGUGACCUUCUUCAUUAUUAAGGGAAUUUCCAGUCUUCCAAAGUUGCAGUUUCUGAUUUUCCUUCUGGUUCUUCUAAUUUAUCUCUUCACUCUUGGGGGAAACAUGACCAUUCUUUUGCUGGUCUGCAUAGACCCUCACCUUCACACUCCUAUGUACUUCUUCUUGGCUAACUUGUCCAUCUUGGACAUUUCUUCCAGCACCAUCAGUCUACAUAAGAUCCUGGAAGCCAAUAUAACAGGAAAUAACUAUGUUUCUUUCCUUUGUUGCAUAAUACAGUUCUACAUAUUUUCUUGCUUGGCUUGCAAUCAGUUGUUGAUCUUGACGGCCAUGAGUUACGAUCGUUACGUUGCCAUUUGCAGACCUUUACAAUACCCUAUCAUCAUGAACUCUAAAGUGUGUGGUCUAUUAGCCAUGGCCUGUUGGGUUACUUCCUUCAUAGAAGUAAUACCAUACGUUGCAUUGUUAUCCACAUUCACAUGUUAUAAAUCCAACAUCAUCAAUCACUUCUUCUGUGAUCUUGUGCCUCUUCUAAGUCUUUCCUGCAGUGACACCUCCACCUUGAAGCUCCUGAGCCUUAUUGAAGGACUGUUACUUUUAACCCUUGCACCUUUUGUUCUUACCUUUACUCCAUAUGUGUUCAUCAUAUCCUCCAUUCUGAGGAUCCGCUCUAACAUUGGGAGACGUAAAGCCUUCUACACAUGUUCCUCCCACCUUACUGUCGUUAUCCUUCUCUAUGUGACCCUGGUUUGUCAAUACCUUAGACCGACCACAGCAGACUCUUUAGAGUCCAAUAAGUUGUUCUCUCUCUUUAACACAGCUGCUGUCCCCAUGCUUAACCCACUGAUCUACAGCUUAAAAAACAGAGAUGUGAAAUCAUCAUUAAGAAGGAGACUAAAACUAGCAAAAUAUCAGUGAUAAAUGAAUUAUUUUUAUAAUUUUUUAACUGAAACUAUUACUAGAUUGUAGUUGCACUGUGAAAGAUAAAUAUCAAGGCCUGCCUGAAAAUGCAGAAUUUUGAUGCUCCCAAUGUGACAUCUUCUCUAAUGAUUGUCAAUUGAGUCACAAUACAACCUGCAACUU